Molecule: messenger RNA, 651 nt
Organism: Camelina sativa (false flax)
Lineage: Eukaryota; Viridiplantae; Streptophyta; Magnoliopsida; Brassicales; Brassicaceae
Source: RefSeq, a predicted model, not a curated record
CUUCGUCCCCAGAAGAAGUAAAGAGAAAUUAAAACCUGAAUCGUUGGUCGGACCAAAUUGAAAUUAGCGAAGAAGGUCACUUUAUUGUAGCUGUCCUGUAAAGAAGGCUCAGGGGAAGAUCAGGAACGCCCAAACAGAGGAACCCUCUUCUCCGCCAUGAAAGAAGAUUACGAGGUGGAUGAGAAGAAGCAAGCUGCAGCUGAUGUAUUGUUUAGUUAUUCCAAGUUUGCUAUGGCCUGCAUCGGAAACCAGACUCGUCCUACUGACAUGAGGUUGCAUUUGAUGAAGGAGAUCUCCGGAUUGCCUACUUCUCUGAAAAAAAGAGAAUCUUCUAGAGCAGCUACUUCUCCUGAUCCAGUUGGAGAAUCAUCAAGCUCUGGUACUGCCAGGCUUGAUAAAACUGAUAGUUUCAGGGCACUUUGAUUUUACUUUUUGUUUUUUAUUGUUGGGGUCUCAUAUUAUAAAGAUAGAUGCUAGUGGAUUACAGACUUAAGCAUCUGUCUCCGAGAAACCUUACUUACCAAGUUUUAACUUUUGAUGUUGCCCUUGAUAGUGUGAAUGCUGUAUUCUCUCGGAUGUGUGGUUCUGAAAGAUAAAUGCUAUGAUACUACUUCGAAAUAAUGAUCUGUUCAUAUAAUCUCUUUAGCCGUA